Messenger RNA from Drosophila virilis, 1514 nucleotides. The record is from RefSeq and is a predicted model, not a curated record. Lineage: Eukaryota; Metazoa; Arthropoda; Insecta; Diptera; Drosophilidae.
CUCUAAUAGAUUGUCACAGCUCGAAACUCUUGCUGCUCGUGUUUUGUUGUUUUUGCUUGUUUAUAUUAAAGUAUUAAAAUUGUUUGUAAUUGUAAAAAAAAUUGGCAAAAUUUUUGAGUAUUAUAUAUAACUAAUAUUUGGAGAAUACAAAGUUAGAGUGCCAUGGCCGAAACAGAGACGCACCAACAUGCUGAUCCACAUGAUGAGGAUGUGCACGAUGCCAAUUAUCAAGCCCCACCUGAGAAGACUAUUGAAGAUCUAAUGGCUGCCGAUCAGGAAGAUGAGAGUUUGCGACGUUAUAAGGAGGCCUUAUUGGGUGCAGCGCAAGCGGAAAAGAUUAUUGUUGAGCCGAAUGACAGCCGAAAAGUUAUUGUUAAGAAGCUGGCGCUAGUCGUCGAAGGACGCGAUGAUAUGGAAUUGGACUUAAGCGGCGAUAUUAGUCAGCUCAAAAAGCAGCUCUUUGUGAUCAAAGAAGGUGUUCAAUACAAGGUGCGGAUCGAUUUUAUUGUACAACGUGAAAUUGUACAUGGCCUCAAGUAUGUGCAAAAGACCUACCGAAUGGGUGUGCCAGUUGUUGUGGACAAAAUGACGCAUAUGGUCGGCUCCUAUCCCCCCAAAAAGGAAAUACAAUCCUAUUUGACGCCAGCUGAGGAGGCGCCCUCGGGCAUGGUAUCGAGGGGCACCUACUCUGUAUCGUCGGUGUUUACGGAUGAUGACAAGCACAUACAUCUUAAAUGGGAUUGGACCUUUGAGAUCAAGAAGGACUGGGCAUAAGACAUAACACCCACUCACACACACACACACACACACACACAACUUCGCACAGACAAUAUACACACAGCCACACAAACAUGCACACGCAUAGAACUUGUCCCAAAUUAAUGUAAACUAUUUUUUGUGAAUUUGGUAACAAACAAUGUUAAGCAAAAUUCCUAUUUGUCAAGUAUUUUUGUUAACGGUAUUACCUUAAAUGUUUUUGCAAAUAUGUAAAUGAAGUCGUAAAAAGUAUUUUUGAUACAAUAUAAAUGAAAUGUGUGUGUUAAUAAUAAGCAUUUCACGCCUAUGUUGCUUAAUUAAAGCAAGUCAGUCAAUCAAUCAAUCAGUCAGUCAGUCAGUCAGUCAUUUGUACCAAUUUAACUCAGUCAGUUCUAAAUGCCAUUGGAUAUGUAUAACAUAAACUUUCAAACUGUUCUUAAACUUUAAGAAAGUUUUGUGCAUUUUGCCUUGUAUUAAAAGCGUAAACGUAACGAAUGCCUUCUUGAUUAGGAGUUCGUUUAAAAAUGAAAAUAUAGUAUCCAAAAAGAUGUUAUCCACCGCAUCUUUGAUAUAUACCAUAUGUAUUUAAUCUAAGUGUAACUGUUCAAUGCAUUUUGAUAAUUAAUUGUAAAAGUUCAGAAGAACAUGAAAGAGCUCGUUCUGUAUUCGAUUCUUACUAUCUGUCUGUGUAAUUUGUGAACAAUUUAAGUAAAUGCAAGCAACUGAAAAGCAAUGAGAAUAAAAUGUAUUAAAAUGUA